CUGAAGUUUCAAUUGCUCAACCUUUCUACUUCCGGUUCACUUGACGCAACCUCGGUGUGCUCUCUGGGUCUUGCUGUUCUAUCGUGUUCCCUUCUAACCAAACAAACUCCUUACAAGCAUUCUCAUCGGAUGUGACAAAAUACAACUGACUGAAGCCCAAAGAAUUGGGACGUGGAUGAUGAGGAGAGGAAAUCCAGGCUACGACGAGCAACUGCAAAACGAAAGAAAAUGAGGUGUCCCGCAGACGUCACUGUAGAAGAUCUUCACCAUGAGAAGCAGGAUCCCCUCCACGUUAAACAGGAAGAGUCCGAGAUGCCGUAUAUCAAACAGGAAGCAGAGCCGCAGACCCCCGACGUGAAAGAAGAAGACCAGGAAGUUGAAAUCCCCGUUCCAAUGGGUGUCAGUGUGAAGAGAGAAGAAGACGAAGGGCCAAACGAAGAAUGCGGAGCAGCGAACUAUUCGAGCGACAGCCCAUAUCAACACGUAACAACAAAAGGAGAGGGACGAUCGCAACCGGACGGCCUCAUAGCCCCGUUUUCGGACAGUGACGACAUAACUUCACAUUCUUCUGACUUUAACACUGAUGAGGAGGAUAAUGACUUUGACCAAAAUGCUUCAAAAUCUCUAAACACGUCAUCAUUGAAAAAAGACACAAAGGAAUGCGCAGUUCGGAAACCUUUCACCUGCACACUUUGUGGUAAAAGAUUCGUCAAUAAGAAAGGUUUAAACACACACACAAUGAGACACACUGGAGAGACUCCUUUCGCCUGCACAUUUUGCGAUAAAAAAUUUUAUCGGAAGACUGAUUUAGAAACACAUAAGCGUAAACACACUGGGGAAAAGCCUUUUGCCUGCUCCCUUUGUAAUAAAAUAUUUUAUCGGAAUUCUUGUUUGAAUAGACAUCAACGUACACACACAGGAGAAAAGCCUUUUGCCUGCACAUCUUGUGGUAAAAGAUUCGCCUUUAAGACAAAUUUAAACAAACACACACGCAUACACACUGGAGAGAAGCCUUUUGCCUGCACACUUUGCGGUAAAAGAUUCACUGAGAAGGGAGGUUUAAACAAACACACAAGCAGACACACUGAAGGGAAGCCUUAUGCCUGCACAUUUUGUGAUAAAAAAUACUUCACGAAGGCAAAUUUAGACAUUCACACAAGAACACACACUGGAGAGAAGCCUUUUGCCUGCACACAUUGUGGUAAAAGAUUCAUCGAGAAGGGAAGCUUAAUCAAGCACGCAAGCACACACGCUGAAGAGAAGCCUUUUCCCUGCACACUGUGCGAUAAAAGAUUUUCUCGGAAGAAUAUUUUAGAAAUGCAUAAGCGCAAACACACAUAAAUACAUAAUGAUUACAUACUGAUAUGAAAUGACAUCAAGAAUGAAAUGAUCUUUCAGCUGAUGUUCUUUUUCACAACUAUCCAAUAUAUGGGGGGAAACAGACACAAGGCUGAAAAAGCAGUUUCUGCUCUUGCACCCAUUUUUUCAAUAAACUGCAGUAUUUUUUGUCAAAAGAAAUGUUGUGUUUGAUAGAACAAAAUGUCUAUAUGCUCCAAUAGCAGUUUCAUGGUGGAUUAAGCCCCCAGACAAUAUUUCAAAUUGGUCCAUUUUACCCUAGAGAUCCCAGUUUACAGACACUGAGCAACCGAUUUUGUCACAUUCCUUCAUUUGUAUCGUUACCGCUGCUGUGCUCGCUUUGUUUUCUGUUGCGUUCGGGAAAUUAUGUCAUAGUAUUGACGAAGAGCUAAAAAACUAUUAAAAUAAAACGGCUUUGACUCUAGGCGUCUUGCCAACA
Molecule: messenger RNA, 1795 nt
Organism: Corythoichthys intestinalis (scribbled pipefish)
Lineage: Eukaryota; Metazoa; Chordata; Actinopteri; Syngnathiformes; Syngnathidae
Product: gastrula zinc finger protein XlCGF52.1-like
Exons: 3
Coding region: 229-1341 (370 amino acids)
Source: RefSeq, a predicted model, not a curated record